AUGCCGCCGUCUUCAUCAUCAGCUGUAGUAUUUCUCUCGCUUCAGCUUCUGGGCAUCGUUCUGCUCUGCAGUUUCCUCCAUGGCCAUGCAGCAGCAAUCCGCCAUCACACUUUUGUGGUGAAAGAAGCGGCAUACACAAGGCUGUGCAGCACAAAGAACAUCAUGACCAUCAAUGGCAACUUCCCUGGAGAAACGUUGCAUGUGCAUAGAGGAGAUACCUUGAUCGUCCAUGUGCUCAACCGUAGCCCUCACAACAUCACCAUUCAUUGGCAUGGAGUGAACCAGCCAAGAUAUCCAUGGGCAGACGGUCCCGAGUACAUCACGCAAUGCCCAAUUCAGCCCGGCGGCAAAUUUAGCCAGAAGGUUAUAUUCACAACCGAAGAAGGCACGUUAUGGUGGCACGCGCACAGUGAAUGGACUCGAGCCACGGUUUAUGGCGCCAUCAUAGUCUACCCCAAGAAAGGCCAUGCUUACCCUUUCCCCAAACCUCAUGCCGAUCUCCCCAUCAUCUUUGGAGAGUGGUGGAAGCAAGACAUAUUCGAGCUUUUCGACAACUUCCUUCAAUCCGGCGGUGACCCUCUAGUGUCUCAUGCAAUCACUAUUAACGGCCAGCCCGGUGAUCGUUACAAUUGCUCUGGACAAGACAUGUUCAAGCUGUCCGUUGACCAAGGUAAAACCUACCUCCUCCGCCUCAUCAACGCCGCCAUGCAAGACAUCCUCUUCUUCUCCAUCGCCGGCCACCAACUCACGGUGGUCGGAACCGACGGGACCUACACGAAGCCAUUCAAAUCCGACUACAUCACCAUCUCGCCCGGUCAAACCAUCGACGUCCUCCUCCGCGCCGACCAUCCCAUCGCCGCCAGCUACUACAUGGCCGCCAAAUUCUACUCGAGCGCACGCGCCGCCGUCAACCUCAACACCACCACCGCCCUCCUCCACUACACCACCAACAACACCACCCCCACCACCGCCGCGAACUUCUCCGCCGUCUCCCUCCCGGCCACCGCCGACACCAACGCCUCCGUCACCUUCACCGCCCGAUUCCGUAGCUUGGCGGACAAGAAACACCCCGUCGACGUCCCGCAAAAGGCGGACACCAACUUGUACUUCACCCUCUCCAUGAACGCCGCUCCCUGCCCCGCCGGCGCCACGUGCGCCGGCCCCAACGGCGCGCGUCUCGCCGCCAGCGUCAACAACGUGAGCCUCGUCCUCCCGACGUCGAUGGACGUGCUGAGAGCCUACUACCGAGGUAUCGGCGGCGUGUACGGAGAUGACUUCCCCAGCAACCCGCCGGUGAGCUUCGACUUCACGAACCUGACCAUCCCGGCGGCAUACAGGAGGCCGGCGACCGGGAACCAGGUGAGGGUGCUCGAGUACAAUGCGUCGGUUGAGCUUGUGUUCCAAGGAACCAACUUGCUGGGUGGGGUUGACCACCCGAUGCACCUCCACGGGACCAACUUUUACGUGGUGGGUUGGGGGUUCGGUAACUUCGACCGGGUGAAUAAGACGUACAAUCUGGUGGAUCCGCCGUUUCAGAACACCAUUGCCGUCCCCAGAAACGGUUGGGUUGCCAUCAGGUUCAAGGCCACCAAUCCUGGUGUUUGGUUCAUGCACUGCCAUUUGGAGCGUCAUGCAUCGUGGGGAAUGGGGAUGACUUUCAUAGUGAAGAACGGGAAAGGGCCGAACGACAAAAUGUUGCCGCCGCCGUCCGACAUGCCUCCUUGCUGA
Molecule: messenger RNA, 1728 nt
Organism: Linum trigynum
Lineage: Eukaryota; Viridiplantae; Streptophyta; Magnoliopsida; Malpighiales; Linaceae
Source: the annotation of a GenBank genome assembly